AUGAUUCCAUACUCGAAACCCUUCACACCGCCCAAGGCGUUACGGUAUGUUGAGGAUGUCCUCAACAGUGGGAAACUGGCUCAAGGGCCGUAUACCCAAAAAUGCGAAGACUGGCUGCGGGAGAUGAUGCCAGAGGGUAAAGCUUUCCUGGUCACUUCCGGAACAACGGCCCUCGAGAUGGCCGCCAUGAUAAUCGACAUCCGACCGGGCGACGAAGUAGUGUUCCCCAGCUACACAUUCGUCUCCACAGUCAACGCCUUCGUGGCGAGGGGUGCCACGCCUGUGUUCGUCGACAUCGAAAAGGACACGAUGAACCUCAACGUGGACCUGGUCGAGGCGGCCAUCACCGAAAGAACGCGGGCUAUCGUGCCCGUCCACUACGCCGGUGUCUCGUGCAAUAUGGACGGGUUGAUGAGGAUUGCGUCUCGUCACUAUCUCGUGGUUGUCGAAGACGCAGCGCAAAGCCUCACUUCAAAGUAUCGCGGUACAUAUUCCGGCACCGUCGGCCACAUCGGCUGUAUCAGCUUCCACGAGACGAAGAACUUCACGUCCGGUGGCCAGGGAGGUGCCAUUUUGGUCAACCGAGAUGAGUUGGUCGACAGGGCCGAAGUGGUUUACGACAACGGCACAAACAGGGUCCAGUUCCUUCGAGGGAAGCUGCCAGUUUACGAGUGGCAAGACGUUGGAUCGAAUUAUAUAAUGUCCGAAGUUCUUGCUGCUCUUUUGUGGUCACAUCUCGAGAUGGCGCAGGAUAUUCAACAAACCAGGCUCAGAAUCUGGAACAGAUAUCAAACCUCACUCCAGCCACUCUCGGACUGUUAUGGUUGGUUCGACCUGCAAACCAUACCGAGAGACUGCGAGCAAAACGGACACAUAUUCUACCUGAAGUUGCGGGAAGCCUCCCGUCGGCCGAUGUUCGUGCAGUUCAUGAGAGAGCACGGAGUGUCGGCCACCGCCCACUACUCCCCACUGCACAAGUCUCCAAUAGGGAAGAGAAUAGGGAGGUUCGUUGGAGAGGAUGUGUACACGUCACUUUCAAGCCUUCAGCUUGUGCGCCUACCUAUUUACUUUGAGCUGAGCGAAGAGGACCAAAGCAGGGUCAUCUCCUUAGUUCGAGCUUUCUUCGAGCGUGGAGAGGAAGCACGGCUUUGA
Colletotrichum navitas is the source of this 1152-nucleotide messenger RNA. RefSeq names its product TDP-4-keto-6-deoxy-D-glucose transaminase. Gene Ontology annotation, molecular function: pyridoxal phosphate binding; dTDP-4-amino-4,6-dideoxygalactose:2-oxoglutarate transaminase activity. Gene Ontology annotation, biological process: polysaccharide biosynthetic process. NCBI's taxonomy places the organism in Eukaryota, Fungi, Ascomycota, Sordariomycetes, Glomerellales, Glomerellaceae. The record is from RefSeq and is a predicted model, not a curated record. The transcript has a single exon. Bases 1 to 1152 code for a protein of 383 amino acids.